AUGUCAAUGUUCCUUAGACGAGUAGUUGCAGUUACAUUUACAGUUGUAAGUGUUCUUGGGAUAGUGAAUUGUAGAGAGACAAAGUAUGACGAGUUUACAGGAAAUGCACCCAUCCAUGCAGACCAGAAUAAAGAUCCUUCUACAGUGGUGCUAGGAAUUGACUUGGGAACAACCAACUCAGUUAUCUCAGUGUUUGACAAAGUGAAGAAGACAGUAGAGACCAUUCAGAUCGACGGAAAGGUAAGCAUGCCAUCCUUUAUAAAGAUGGAUGUAAAGGACGAGGGCAUGCUUUCCAAGAACGUUAGAGACGAAAUGGACAAAAUUAGAAAAGACUACACCAAAGGAAGCCACUACUACUACAACGGUAUGUGGAUUAAAAACAGCUUUAAAGGACUAAUUACUCCUAUUGUUGGAUGGCCAGCAAUUGAGAGAAUGAAGAACGAGAAGAACUCAGUAAAGAACUAUAUAUACCGGUUUAAGCCAUUGCUUGCCAGAAGUAAAAUUGACUCAAAGGACUCAAAUGUAGUCAAGACUACCAUGGAUAAUGUGAAGUACAUGAUUAACCAGAAAUACGAUGCGAAGCUCGAUAAGUCUGUGCUUGGAAUUAGUAUUAACGAUGAUAAUGACACCGAGGUAGCAUGGAUUACUCCAAGAAGUCUGAGCACAUUAAUCCUUGAUGAGCUUAGAUUAAAGUUUGAGCUGCAGUGGUACAAGAGCCCUUCUGAGAGAACUGAAGAGGACAAGAAGCAGUUACUGCAGAAGAAGACUUGUGUUAUUACUGUUCCUGCAUACUUUGACUUUGUUCAGAAAGAAGAGACAAGAGACGCAGCAGUGUACUCUCUACUGAAUGUACACCCAGAUGGCAUUAUUAAUGAGCCAACCAGUGCUGCAAUUGCCUAUGCGUACACAUGCUCAAAGGCAAAGAGACUUUCAGAUAUGUCCGAAAAGAACUUCUUAGUUUUUGACUUUGGAGGUGGUACUCUUGACAUUUCAUAUCUGAAUCUAGAUGAAGGAUCCGAUGUGCUUGUUGUAGACGGGCACGUAGGAGACAACUUCUUGGGAGGAGAGAAUGUUAACGAUCUUAUCUACAAAGAGUUCCAGGAGCAGCUCAAGGUAAAAUACAGCAUUCAGCCAGAAAACUUCCCUAUUAACACAUCUCUCCGUAUGAGAUGCCUUGUUGAGGAAAUGAAAAUAGAAUUAUGUAAUAAGCAAAACAUUCUGGAUGAGAAGGCUCGAAAGGAGCAUCUUAGAAGCAACAGCAAGGAUGAAGUUAAGUAUGGCGCGGCCAAUGAGGUAGUGAAAAGAAACUUAGUAAUUGAGCUUGAUGACGGAAAGCAGACAGAGUGCGAGCUGGAGCUUUCAGCAAACAGGAUGGAGAAGAUCUGUGCUCCAGUGUACGACAAGAUUAGAAAGCUUUUGGACAACACAGUUGAUCCAAACUCUAAAGGAAAUGAAGUAGAGGGACUUAUUCAGAAGCUUAAGACCGUAAGAAAGAAAGAAGACGUUGAGCACGUAUUGUACGUAGGAGGAUCAAGCAGACUCUUUGGUAUAAGAAGACUUCUUAUGUCAGAGUUUACUAGGGCAAACCACUGCUUUGACUUAGACCCAGACACAUGUGUCUCUGUUGGUGCUGCAUACUAUGCAGCCUCAUUAGAGGGCAUGAUUGAUGAAGACCAAUUCGUUGCCUUGGUUGAUGCCAUUCCUAUGAACAUGGGAAUCAAGCUAGACCAAGACAUGUUUGAUGUCAUGGCAGAGGCUGGUGCACAAGUACCAAAUGUCUUUGAAAAAUACUUUACUACAACUUCCGAUGCACAAAAAUCUGUGCGAAUUGUAGUAGGGCAGACUCACUCCACCACCAAGAGGUUUAGUAACACUAAGACUGUUGGUACCUUUGAUCUGAACAUGCCACACAACACUCUUCCAAGAGGAAAGAAGAGAAUUAAGGUAACAUUCGACAUUGGUAGUGCAGGAGAUAUGAUUGUUAAAGCCACUGAAGUUGGUGAAGACGGUGCUGAUCUACCAAAUGGGCAAACCAUCUCUAUCACCAAGGAUAAGACAAGACUUUCCGACAUAGAGAUUGAAGAGCUUAACAAGAAGUAUGAGAAGACAAAGGAAACCGAAGCCAAGUGGCUUGAGAAGUGUGAAAAGACUAAGGAGCUUGAAGAAACCGUUCUUAGAUUCAGAGACGAGGCAGCAAUGCUUCCAGAGACCCAUCCUAAGAAGAAGGUGCUUAACGACCUCUACAAAGAAUCCAACUACUGGAUUGAAAUGGAAGUUAAGAACAAGAAUGACAUUAGCGACGAUGAAAUGGUUCAAAAAAUACAAGAGAAGCUUACAGACCUUGCCUCUGCAUAUGCAGCACUUGGCGAGGAGCAGGAGCCAGUUGGAAAGCCAGAGCCAGAAAAAGCACAGGCACCAGAAGAGGCAGAGGAAUUUAUUCCAGCGGAAGACCUUUAAACA
Messenger RNA from Nematocida parisii ERTm1, 2460 nucleotides. RefSeq names its product heat shock protein 70. The transcript has a single exon. Lineage: Eukaryota; Fungi; Microsporidia. Bases 1 to 2457 code for a protein of 818 amino acids. Gene Ontology annotation, cellular component: cytoplasm. The record is from RefSeq and is a predicted model, not a curated record. Gene Ontology annotation, molecular function: ATP binding; ATP-dependent protein folding chaperone; misfolded protein binding. Gene Ontology annotation, biological process: cellular response to unfolded protein; protein refolding.